Molecule: messenger RNA, 324 nt
Organism: Trichechus manatus latirostris (Florida manatee)
Lineage: Eukaryota; Metazoa; Chordata; Mammalia; Sirenia; Trichechidae
Gene: SERTM1
Product: serine rich and transmembrane domain containing 1
Exons: 1
Coding region: 1-324 (107 amino acids)
Cellular component (GO): intracellular membrane-bounded organelle
Source: RefSeq, a predicted model, not a curated record
AUGUCCGAAGCUGACCCUUCAUCUGGAUUUGUGGGAAGCGUGGAGAACGGAACUUUCGUGGAGCUCUUUCCCACCUCCCUGUCCACAUCAGUGGACCCAUCCCCAGGCCACCUGUCCAACGUCUACAUCUAUGUGUCCAUAUUCCUCAGCCUUUUAGCUUUCCUGCUCCUGCUUUUAAUCAUUGCCCUCCAGAGGCUCAAAAAUAUCAUCUCAUCCAGUGCCUCCUACCCAGAGUAUCCAAGUGACGCGGGAAGCUCGUUCACCAAUCUGGAAGUCUGCAGUAUUUCCUCUCAAAGGUCCACCUUUUCAAACCUUUCAUCAUGA